Messenger RNA from Verruconis gallopava, 597 nucleotides. RefSeq lists its product as uncharacterized. The record is from RefSeq and is a predicted model, not a curated record. The transcript is spliced from 2 exons. Lineage: Eukaryota; Fungi; Ascomycota; Dothideomycetes; Venturiales; Sympoventuriaceae. The coding region runs from base 1 to 597 and encodes 198 amino acids.
AUGUCGAACUUCUACUACGGUGCACAGCAGCAUUCAGGACACUCGAACAUGCAUUCUUCACACCAACAUCACGCCGGUCGGUCGAGGCGAUCCACCCGGACCACGGGCUACCAUCACCGAAACGAGCAGAAGCAGAUACGGGCUCUGCAGCUCAAAAAGGAGGCUGCCAUAGAGUCUGCAAUGGAACUGAGCUUCCGCCGCGAGUUCGAGGCUGCGCGUUCCUUCGACAUCGAGGACGACGAGCUGUUCUGCCCCUUCCACUUGCUCACUGAGGACGACCUGCAAUCUAUCCACUCGACUGGCUCAGACCGAUCGUCGCUCUCGAGCGGCUCUCCCGAGCAUUCUCCGCUCCAGCACCAAAUACAACCAUCCUCGAACUUCUUGUUGCCGCCGUCAUCCGGCAAUUUCAAUUCCGCUACCUACAGCAGCCAGUCCUCGUCCGCUGCCGCGCAAACGAAGAUCCAUGCUCCCCUAGCUCAGCGAACCCGCAAUGCCAUCCCAAUCGUGGACCCGUCGACCCGUGCAGUAGCCUCGCCACCACCAUCCGUAUCUCCAGCCAGGAUGAUGCAGCAGGCGAUGAACAGCCGUCGAUGGUAG